AUUAUCACCACAUUACCUGCGGGCUCAUGGCUCUGCUUUUGGCGCUGCUAAUUUCGCCCAUUUGACUCUCAUCUACCAGAUAGCUGGGCUCCCUGUAGGGGUUUACGCCCACACUUGAAUUGUCUCACUACCUGAAUUCCAAAAAACACUCUCUUCACAAUGCCCCGCGUGGCUAAUUCCAAGCACCGGCGUUCGAAUGGCGGCGCAUCUACACCUCACAAGAACUCUCCCAUGAGGAUCCCACUCAAUGAUGACAUGGGGGAGAAAGCAGCGCGCAUGGAAGCGCGCCAGGCUCGACAUGACCGCCACAUGGAUCAGAUUAAGGCCGCUGUCAAGACGCCCAUGCCCCCACGGCGAUAUACCGGAUAUGAAAACAGCGCCAGUAUGAGUCCCGUCACCCCCAGGGGAUCGGGGUAUCGAGGGCGAGAAAGUGAUGUGGGUGGACGUCGAGCAGUGACACCAAUGAAGCGUGUACCGAUCUUAGCCAACUUCGAAGAAUGGAUGAAGAUGGCGACCGACAACAAGAUCAACGCUAAUAACUCCUGGAAUUUUGCACUGAUUGACUACUUCCACGAUAUGUCGCUUCUGAAGGAAGGCGACGGUGUCAAUUUUCAGAAGGCUAGUUGCACGCUUGAUGGCUGCGUCAAGAUUUACACUAGCAGAGUCGAUAGUGUGGCGACGGAGACGGGUAAGCUUUUGAGUGGAUUAGCCGACAGUCGCGACAAGAGAGCUCGCGAAACCGGAGCUGAGGGUGGCGAGGACGAUGGGGUCGGCGAGGACGAAGAUGGAGAUGAAGGAAGUGCUAGAAAGUCACGGAGAAAGGUUCAGCGAUCACAUGAAGCUACAUUAGCACCCUCAUUCUCCUCGCUUCAACUUAAAAAAUUCGAGCUCGAAUUUUCUGUCGACCCGUUGUUCAAGAAAGCUUCCGCAGACUUUGAUGAAGGCGGUGCCAAAGGACUACUUUUGAAUCACCUAUCUAUCGAUGGACAGGGUCGUAUAGUGUUCGACAGCAGUGACGAUGCGGCCGCGGCGGCCGAAGCAACGUCAAAGGAGGCAGAUGACCAGGAAGUCGAAUCUGAAGAACACGAACUACCGCGAUCGCCAUCUUCGGCCAAUAACCAGGCAGGCGAUAUGUUCGAGGACAACAUGGAGAUAGACAUAGCUCCCCUGGCGAGCCGUUUUUUCCCGAACUUGGAUCUCAUGGAUAACCAGGACAUUUGCCCGUCACUAAAAAACUUUGAUCUGGGCGACCCGAGCGGCUCAUUAGAUAUCCCCUUCUUGAAGGCUCCGGACGACUGGCGACAUGAAAGAGAUCAAGAGGAAGGGAAUCCCGCAAAUGAUGCAUCUGGCAUCAUGCUAGAUGAUGACAAUGCAGUCGGAUUUGAUGAUGACGACGACGCCACAUUGGCUGGCUUUGAUUUGGGCGGAAACGCUGGCUUUGGGGAGGGGGGUGAGGCCUGGGCCCGUGAAGCUGCUUUGGAGCCGAUGCUGAAAGUGCAUCGCGUUGAUCGAGAAGGCGAUGAGAAUGCCGAUGGUGAUGACAUGGACCGUGAUGACGAUGAUGCUUAUGGUAUCUCUCUAACCCAUCAACCGGACAAAAGGGACCAUGACAAUAUUCUCAGCUACUUUGACAACGCACUGCAGAAGAAUUGGGCAGGUCCAGAACACUGGAAGAUUCGCCGUAUCAAGGAGCAUGCCGCUGCAAACAACGCCAACGUGGCGCCGAAGCAACGUAGGGAAAAAGAACCUUUCGAGGUUGAUUUCUCUGCUCCACUAAAUUCAACUAUUGGGGAAUUGAUCUAUACGCCUGCCAGCUCGAAUUCCACCAUAUCUCUGCCCAAGGCUCAAUGGAAAACCAAGGGUCGUAACCUUCUUCCAGAUGAUAAGCAUUUCAAUUCACGACAAUUGCUUCGCCUUUUCCUCAAACCGAAAGCCAGAAUGGGCUCCAAGAAACUUAUGGGCUCGAGACAUUUCAAUCACCGACGACAAGAUCAAACCUCGGGAAAUAGAGAAAUGGACGAGGCGUUCUGGGCAAACCACCAGCCAGAGGAUGCCGCCGCAUCCGAUGAGGGCGCCCCAGGGGCAUAUGACGCGAAUUUCUUCGCCGAUGAUGAUGGCCUUGCAUUCCCCAACGGCUUCGACGAAGACGAUGAUGAAAACCUUCCAUUUGCUGACGCUAGGGAGAUGCUUUCCCCGCCAAUGGAUGGUGCUCCUGGCUCAUCUAUAGGAGAAUCUGCUGCUGCAUCAGGACUCCCUGCACUCCUUAACAUGAUGGGGUCAGCCCCUGGCUCAGCACUACCAGCUGGUGCUGGAGGGUUCGGCUCUCAAUUAGUCACGCAAGGCGGUCGUCGGGCGCGUCCCGAGUAUGUCGCCUAUGCGCGAGUUGCUAAGAAGGUCGAUGUUCGUCGACUGAAGCAGGAUAUGUGGAGGGGCAUGGGAGAGCGGCUGAUAACAACAUCCCGUUUCGAGACCUCCCCUCAGGUAGAUACCGUUUUCAGUGCAGCCCAAGACGCUUCAUUGCACGAGUACGAAACCGAGACGCAUCCGGUCCCCACGUCCACGCUGCUAGAUAAGACCCACGAGGAUUCUUCUGCGGGCGGCGCACUUCGGUUCACACAGAUCAUGAACUCACUAAAAACGGUCUAUGCCCCGGAGAAGCUGCGCGACAUUAGCACGUCUUUCGGGUUUAUUUGCUUGCUCCACCUGGCCAACGAACAGGGUUUGGUUCUACAAAACGACGAUGGCCUUAAUGGCCUUGGUGCAGGAAAAUUGGAAGAGAUCUUCGUUGCCAAGGAUGCAAACGCAGUCCUUGACGAAGGAGAUGCAUGAGUGAACAUCAUGGUUGGCGAUACCAUUGGUCGAUUGACCAAGGAUGAAUACCAAAAUCCAGCACCACGAUAAGAUCGACCACUGCGAUAUGAGAAAUGCGGGCUUGUUAAAUGAUAUGCUUGAGUCUUGAGGGUAUAGGCGUUGAGUUUCGGACUUACUAAAUGGGAAAUUGGGCCGGCGUGGCUUCCAGGGGCUUUUAUUGCAGUAUUCGAUUAGGGAAUCAGGCUACCUUUGAGGACGGGUAUUUGUCGACUGCGCUGUCUGUUUGGCUUGGUCGAUUUGUUAAAAUUCAUAGUAGAUACCUGGCUUCUAACCAUACGUUUCUCUUGUCAGUCCAC
Messenger RNA from Aspergillus homomorphus CBS 101889, 3167 nucleotides. RefSeq names its product condensin subunit BRN1. Gene Ontology annotation, molecular function: chromatin binding. The coding region runs from base 160 to 2829 and encodes 889 amino acids. Gene Ontology annotation, biological process: mitotic chromosome condensation. The record is from RefSeq and is a predicted model, not a curated record. Gene Ontology annotation, cellular component: condensin complex. Lineage: Eukaryota; Fungi; Ascomycota; Eurotiomycetes; Eurotiales; Aspergillaceae. The transcript is spliced from 3 exons.